UAAAGAGGACCAGGGAAAAAAGAAAGAGGAGGACAAACCAAAAGAGGAGAAACAAGAGGAAAACUUGAAACAGCUGGAGAAGACAGAGAAAGAGGAGGAAAAAACAGAAGAAAAGCAGCAGAAGGAGGAGGAAAAGGGGAAGAAAAAGGAGAAGGGGAAGAGCAAAGGAAAGAAGGAGGACAAGGAGGAGAAAAAGCCAAGCGAGGAGCAAGUGAAAGCGCCGAUUGCUGCUCCAGAGCCAGAACUCAAAAUAGAGCCGGACACUGAACAGGCUGCGGAUCUGCAGUCAGUGAGCAGCGCUGAGACGCAGCCUGCUCCAGAGGAGCAAAAGGAAGAGUCGGAGAUAAAGAAGGACCCUGAACCAGCAGCAGAAGCAGCAGCAGAAGAAGAAGACGUGAAAAAGGAGGGCACAGAAAAAAAGGAGGAGCCAGCAGAACAGCAGGAGGUGACCGAAGGAGAGGAAAAAACAGCAGAGCAGGCGAAGAAAGGGAAACCUUCAAAAGAAAAGAAGACGGAAAAGAAGACAGAAGAGGCCAAAAGCCCCAAACGUCCAAAAACCAUGCAAUGCAAAGUCACCUUACUGGACGACGCUCUGUUUGAGUGUGAACUUGAUAAACACGCUAAAGGUCAGGAGCUUUUAACUAAAGUGUGUGAUCAUGUCAACCUGCUGGAGAAGGACUACUUUGGCCUGGCCAUCUGGGAAACCCCGACCAGCAAGACGUGGUUGGAACCCACCAAAGAGAUCCGGAAACAGGUUUCAGGUGGCGUCUAUGAGUUUACAUUUAAUGUGAAGUUCUACCCUCCUGAUCCAGCCCAGCUUACAGAAGACCUCACCAGAUACUUCCUGUGUCUCCAGCUCAGGAAGGACAUUUUGCUUGGCGUUCUCCCUUGUUCCUUUGUCACCCUCUCCCUGCUGGGCUCCUACACGGUCCAGUCCGAGCUGGGCGAGUAUGACCCUGAGCUUCACGGGACGGACUACGUAAAAGAUCUCAGCCUGGCACCCGGGCAGACCAAGGAGCUGGAGGAAAAAGUGAUGGAGCUGCACCGCACUUACAGGUCAAUGAGUCCGGCCCAAGCAGAUUUGCUGUUUCUGGAAAAUGCCAAGAAACUUGCGAUGUACGGAGUUGACCUGCACCAAGCCAAGGAUCUGGACGGCGUCGACAUCACGCUGGGUGUUUGCUCCAGCGGCCUGAUGGUUUACAAGGACAAGCUGAGGAUCAACCGUUUCCCUUGGCCCAAAGUGCUCAAAAUCUCCUACAAACGGAGCAGCUUCUUUAUCAAAAUCAGAGCGUCAGAGCAAGAGCAGUAUGAGAGCACCAUCGGCUUCAAGCUACCCAACUACAAAGCCUCAAAGAAGCUUUGGAAAGUUUGCGUGGAGCAUCAUACGUUCUUCAGGGUUUCAUCAGUGGAGCCUCCAUCAUCCCGUCGUUUCCUUGUCUUGGGUUCCAAGUUCCGCUACAGCGGCCGUACUCAAGCCCAAACCCGGCAGGCGAGCUCCAUGAUCGACCGCCCGGCCCCACGCUUCGCACGCUCCGCGAGCAAGAGGCUGUCGCGUAACUUAGACGGAGCUGGAGAUGAGACUCUCCAGUUUCUGCAGCUGCUCUCUGCGUCAGGCAGGUCUGAGCUUGAUGAUUGGUCAUUGUUGAUGGCUGCAGAGAAAUCCCUGCCUUCUGCUGAAUUUCCAGUCAGAUGGGCGUCCACUGAGUCCUGGGAAGAAGGACAGUCUGUUCACACAGUCACAACAGGCUGGAAGGUCUCUGAGGCCGCAGACGGCGGCUCUCAGAUUGUCAGUGAACAGCAGCAGUGGCUAAAGGAAGGCGAGUGGUCCGACCUUCUGUGUCGUCAACCUGUAGCCGCUGUCCAGACUUUUGAUUUUGUAAAAGAGCAAGCUAAACCGAGCUUGACAUACUCCUCCUCUACGGACCCUCAAUCUGCACCAUCACGGCAGGAUGACUGGUACCUGUACUCAGACCGGCUCUCAUCCGGGUUUGAAGAAAAGGCUGCGACGUCUCGUGAAAUCCAGUCCCAGAUCCGUGUGGAGGAGCUUGUCACAUCAGAGGCUGAAUGGGAAGAGACUACCGAGCAAGUAACUGAGAGACUGCAGGAAUCUGUGACCUUGAUAGAUGCCUUGGAAGAGAUUAAAGAUCUGCAGGGGAAACUGAGGAAAGUGAGGGACUUGGAGGAAAGGCUGCAAGAGGCGGGUGAAGUGACAGAGCUGAUUCAGAGGGUGAUCGAAGAGGAAUUGGGGCAGGAAGAGGUCGAUAGGUUAAGAGCAGAAGAGGGCGAUUUGGAGCAGGUAGUUUUACAGAAAUUUCAGAAGAGGAUGGGGACCGUCGAGGGCGACAUAGACGAACUGGAAGAACAAAUAAAAGAGGUGUUUUUAAAAGGUUUGGUGCCUGAGGAGGAAAACAAACCUGAUCAGUUGGACGAUAGCGUGAGGGUGAAGCUGCGGAAGCUGGAAAAGGAAUGGCAGGAAGGAGUACAGGAAGAGUUUGAGUCUGCGGGUGCUGCUGGUGCCACAUCUGUUGUGACUCUGCAGAGGGUCGAGCAGAGGGGUGGGAAGAGGGUGACAAUUGUGGACGAGCGGGGGGUGUUGGAAAAACAGACUCGGCGAGUGGUUACAGAGAGGCUUGAUUUUGGAAAUCCGGUUCAGGCGGAAAAUGAGGAUGAGUGGUACAUACUGCUUUACCGCCCUCCGCGCCAAGAAGUUCUCAGCCCAUCAGUCUCUGCUGUGGAUGAGAGUACAUAUUCGAGCUCAGUGGAGACGAGACAGGUAGGAGAAGAGCAACCGUCACUCAUGGAAAAGGUGGAUGACUGGUUUGUGUUGCUGGCUGGAACUCCAAGAGAAACCUCCUAUGUAGAAGCAGUAAUAAUGAAAACCGUCCAGAUGGAAGAAGAAAGGUUUGUGUCUGAGGCUGAAGUUUCAGAAGAUUACAAGGUAGAAGUUGAAGAGAGACAGACGAUACAGGAGACUCCAAGAGAAACCUUUGUAGAACGAGUAACAAUGAAGGAUGCCGAGCUGGAUGAAAGAAAGCUGGUUUCUGUAAUGGAAGUUUCAGAAGAUUACAAGGUAGAAGUUGAAGAGAGACAGACAAUACAGGAGACUCCAAGAGAAACCUUUGUAGAACGAGUAACAAUGAAGGAUGUCGAGCUGGAUGAAGGAAGGCUGGUGUCUGUAAUGGAAAUUUCAGAAGAUUACAAGGUAGAAGUUGAAGAGAGACAGACAAUACCAGAGGGUUCAGGACGUCUGGAACCAAUCCAGCCAGUGACUGAGAGGGAGGAUGACUGGUUUGUGUUGCUGGAUGUUCCUUCUAGACAAACUACACUUGUAAAACCAGUGAGUCUGGCAGGUGUUGUCUCCAAGUCCCAGAUGGAAGUUGCCCUAUCUGUCCCGGCUGUUGAUCUGGGAGAUAAAAGAGCGGAGAUUUUUAUUGAGGAUGCAGAAAUGAAACAAAGACAAGCAAAAGAUGACUGGUUUGUGCUCCUUGAUCUUCCAGAUAGGAGAACAUCGUAUAUUCAACCAGCUCCGAUGGCUGAGUCUGUUGAGGUUCUUCACAAAGAAAGCACGUCCAGUGUGACUGUGUCUGAGGAAGUGGAGAAGAGGAGGGAGGUUAUAGUUGAGGAGAUUGUGAUUCAGAAACAGGAUGAGAAGCUUCCAGAGCAGAGAAUAUUGCCCCCAGUAAGCAGCCAAGAUGAUGAUUGGUAUUUGCUGCUGGACAUAGUUACCAAAGUGGAGUCUUAUAUACCUCCAGUUUCUAUGCCACAGCCAACUAAAGUCAGUCCAAGUGUUCCACCUGAAGCAAAAGGUAUAGAGGAAAAGUUAGAUCCAAUUAGUCCACAGCCUCUGCCAGAGUCGGAUGAUGACUGGUACAUUCUGUUUGACUCUGUUGGUGACAAGUCGGUUAUCACACCUACAGUUACCGCGGCUGAGAUUAUACACGAAAUGACAAAGACGUUUGAAGUUGAGGCCAAAGCCACAGAGAUCGCAGCAGACACGGGCGUGAGAACCAUGGAGACGAAAACAUACGAGGAGGUGAUGGUUGGUGCGGCCAGCGGGCCAAACGGUACUCGAUUUCCUAAAACGGGGCCGAGCCAACCCCUGCCGUUGUCAAACAUGGAAGAAGAUGAUUGGCCCGUCAUGUUUGGCAUUACUAAAGAAAAACCCAUACCUGCUCCACCAGUUGCUGAGGUUCAGAGGGUUGUUGAAAUAGCCGUACCCAGUGAACCGAAACCAAAAUCCAUCAUGGAGGAUUUGAGGGAACCUGCAGUGACUUUGGUUAACCCGCCACAACCAAGACAUGUGGAUGAUGAUUGGUUUGAGCUGCUCGAUGUGGCAGCGAAAGUAUCAGUGUCUGUGGAGCAACGUGACCUCCUUGUUCCUGAAGUGAGCAAAACGUUUGUAGCCACAGAGCAGAGAACACAGCAGAGGGUCACUAUAGUGGAUGAGACGUGGCAGGACAGAGAAGUGGUGACGGAGAGUCCCCCGCAAAUAGAAGUGGAGGAUGAUUGGUUUGUUCUCCUGGAUCGGACUCUAAAGACAUCAGUCGCUGCACCUGAACGCCUCAGGUUGCCAUCAGAGGUCAGAGUCCCAGCUGCUGUGGCUACAAGGAUUGAAGUUCCUGAGAAGAAGCCACAGUUUGAGAUGCGGAUCCUGGAGGAAAGGCGUCCACUCAUACAUACACAUGUCACUGAUGAUUGGUCUGUCCUGCUAGAUCAUGGUGCCAAAGAGUCAGUUGUGAGCACGCAGAGGGGCACCCGUCCUGUCAGUGCCCCAGUCUUCUCCCAGGCUGCUCUGGCAGAGGCAGGCAUCCCCAUGAUCCCCUUCGACCAGCCCCAGACCUCCACUCCCAUAAAGACCAGCCGCCUGGAAGAGAGGAAGCUCGAGGUUACGGUGGAGGCAACGGAGCCCUCAAAAAUAGAAGCGUUGUCUGAGGUCAAGCCAGCAGUGUGGAGGGAGCAGAGAGACGUAGACUCUUCACUGAUCUCCACCGUCAAUGGGGACCUUCAGCACGAGUCUGAGACCGAGAAGACGAACGUGGAGGGGGUGCAAAUGCGAAAGAAAAGAGCUAAGAGAAUUGAGGGUGACUCAAUUUAUAUCAGACAUAGCCUGUUAAUGCUGGAGGAGUUCGAUAAGCCUCAGGAGGACCUGAUUAAGCACCACGCUAGCAUCAGCGAGCUGAAGAGGAACUUCAUGGAGGCCGUGCCGGAGCCGAGGCCGAGUGAAUGGGACAAGCGUCUGUCCACGCACUCUCCGUUCCGCACCCUGGGCAUCAAUGGCCAGCCUCUGCCCAGUGCAGAUGGGAGUGUGUGCGUUAGUCCCCGUUUCAAAAGCUCAGAAACAAACACUCUCCAUGAGGAAACCGGCAGUAAUCUCGGGGUGUCAGAGGCACCCGGGCCCUCUGGGAGCCAGCGGACUGAGCCUGAUGGUGUCGAAGCCCUCAGCGCUCCCGUUGAAGAGGAGUCGUGCUGUGACGAGGAGGUUGUGGUUUUUGAGACGCUCUUGGUGCCGCUCGUAGAGGUGGAAAUGGCACAGCUGCCUCCUCCAGCUGGGUCCUCCUGUAAAGCUUUAGAUGAGAUCCAGGAGGAAGAAGGAACAUGUCCUGUAGCGUCUGAGUGCUCUGGGGGAAUAGUUGGAUCUUCCCCAGCUUCCUAUUUCUGGAGCGAUGGUCCGCAGGUCAUACGCAGCUUCCAGCCCCCUCUGGUGCAGACCCAGACUGUCACCAUCGCAACAGUUUCCAACUCCCUGCCCGGUGACAUCUCCACCACAGAGGUCCCCAUCGUCCCAACCAAGACCUUCACCUAUGAGUCUUCAAAGCUGACAGAUGAAGGUACAGAUGAGGAAAGAGAGAGCUCUUUAUCCACUUCCAAGAGCAUUACCUCCGAGGUGACCGGCGGCACCACUGUCACCACCACUACCACCCAGAUCUCAAAGGUGGUAAAAGGUGGAUCCUCAGAGACCCGUGUGGAGAAGAGAAUCGUCAUAACAGCAGACUCUGACGUUGACCAAGAAAAGAAGAAACAUGGCGGAGCGUCAGCAUUGUAACAGAGCCCUCCCUCGUCCCUGUGACUCACCACCUCCAACAUCCUUUAGACCGUGACACUCAACACACAGUCUGACCAAGUCUGUUUGCGCACAAAGGAAAGACAGCAGAAAUCUGCCCCUGAAAGGACUGAUAACACAGUAGACUCCUCCUUUUAGACCCCGUUUGUUUUCUAAGCUGAGCUCCUCACAGUAGGUAGGGGCUGCUGAUCGAAUGCUUCAAAUAUCAUCCUGGUGUUUAGCGUGAUCGCUCGAUUGAUUUAAAAAAAACAGCCUUUAUUUUUUUUUUCAGUUGAGCCAUCUCAGUUGUGUUUGCUUUAAAAUGCUUUGAUUUAUUAUUUUUUUCUCAGUGGUUUUCUGCAGACGCAGAGCUUCAGCUCAGAAACCAUGAUUAACAGUGAUUCCCUUGGUGCUACACGGGGAAAACGUUAAGACCACAUUCAAGUGAACUCUUUAUUUUUUUGCUUUUGUUUACUUGUCUACGAAAUUCAGGAGAGAUUUUUUAUUAUUAUUAUUAUUAUUAUUAUUGAAAUGACAUACCUCACAAUGAAAAACGUGAACAAAGAUAUUCUGUGCUCCAAUUUGAACAGUUUCUUCGGCUUUGUUCACUGCUCAGGUACGAAAAGCGAGGUCCUCAUUCUCCGCUUCCCCAACCAGCAUGGAACCAGUAGCCUACACGUUUUUUUGUAAAGUUUGAACUAAAAAAAAAAAAAUUGAUCUAUUUUCGAAUAUUUCUCUAUUUUAUAAAAGUAUGCUUUUUAUAGUAUAUGUAAUAAUUGUGAGGUUUUUAAGUUAUUCAUAUCCAUUUGCUCAUUGGAUUUGUAGGGGACCAGCUGUUUAAAGACCUGUUCUGCCUGAAUCAGCCUGAAUCAUUCUUAUUAGUUUCCUCUUGUAGUCCACCGAGUUCACCAUACUUUUCACCACUUUACAAAGAAGUGCUCCCCUCAGCCACCAUUUGCUCUUUAUCAUGAGUCACAGCUACCUUUUUACGUACAGUGGCUUCCAAACAAAAACAAAAGAGGAAACAUCCAUGAUCUGCCAGGUUUUUUAUGCUAUAAAAAUUGGACUUUGAUCGACAGUUUUUAAUUAUUUUUCAAUACAUGUAAUAUUUGUCCUGUACAAUUCAGCUGAAAGACCAACACACUUAAAGGGGAAAAAUAAAAAGGCUGCAACAACCUGGUAGCAUGAGUGUUCACACCCUUCAACACUUUUAUGCGAGGUUCUGUUAUUAGUAAUAAUAAAGCAUAAAGGUAAUGUUGUUAUUUGUAAUAUUUGCACUUGUCCAUGCAUAAAGUCUUAGGAUCUUUCAGAUAGUAAAGGCAUCUCUCCACAGCCCUCCUUAGGCGACCCCCGUAGCUUUUCUGUCAGACGUAUUUUUGAACUCUGGAUAGUUUAAGUGAAGCUAUUAUUUUGUUGAUUUACUUUUUUUUUUACGUAUGCUUUGAAUCCCAGUGAUGCUGAAAAGGAAAAUUCCUCUUAAUCUUCAGCUUUCUUGCAGUGACCUGAAGCUUUGGGUCAGCACUGAGUGUUAUUUAGAACCUUUGUGGUAUUGCCCAGCUUUGAGGAAAAAAAGGUAAUUUCCUUCUGAAGAACUGCAUGAUGCUGCCGCUACAGUACAUCACUUUGAGCAUGGCAUUCUUUUGGCCGAUUGUUGUGUUGUUUAGCCUGUAUGCUAAACCUAGCUAUUAGUUUGGGGAGAUCUUAGCCAGGUCUGGGUGGGGUUUUUUUUUUUUUUUUUUGGAAGAAAGGGCUUCUGUCUUUGGGCCACAAUCUCCAAGGGCAACACAUAUCAGCAACGUUGCAGUUAGCUAAAAAGAACCCUCCUCCUUUUUAUCGACCAUCAAACAACCGAUCAUCUGGUUGGCCGUAGAUGCUCCAAGGCUCCCAGCUAUACUUUUUGAACUCGUUAUAUUCAGAAACAAACACUUCUGAUAAAACUAGCCGAGGCUAGGAAAUCUUAUAUGAUCGUUGUGUGUCUGUGUAAAACAACCAUUAAUGAAACUUCCUGCAGCUCCUAUGGUGUUGUCACCCUGACCCGUUUAUCUUUUCAGCAGUUUUAGUGAAAUGUCCAGUUUUCGUCAAGCCCCUGGUGUCCCAUAUUUUCUCCAAUUAUCAAGGACACACACACAUCCAACCAGGUCAUUGCAGCUCUUUGUUUUGUUUUCCUCUAAUAGUUCUUUUUUUCACUUGAAUUAUACAGGAUAUGUGUCACAGUAUGUGUGGAUAAAGGUUUUCUAACAAAAACCUGGCAAUUUAACAGGGGGCUGAAUACACUAUCGAGAGCCAUCGUAUCUGGUCAAUAAGAAGUUUUUCUUGUUUUUGGUCGGCUUAUCUCAGGUUUUGAUGUUCUACAUAAGACUACAGACCUCCUUAUGAUUGUAUGAGGAAUUGCCAUCUAUGUAUAUCCACCUCUGUUGUAAAUGUACAUUCAUGUUGUCCAGUGAGGUCAAUGAAAACUUGUCUGUCACUAUUACCAUACGUGUAAGGGAUGAAGGCAGCUGCCCGAGUACAUGUGGCUUCUUUCUUUUUUUCUGUCACAGAAGCACGGGUUGUCUUUUUUUUUUUUUUAAUGUUCUGCUAUACAGUAAUUUAUUUGUAAAGUCGGAACCGUUUCAUGUGAUUUUGAUGUACUGUGGUGUUUUAACGAGCUUCGAGGCUUCAGGUAGAGAUGUCGUUGUCGCGUUCAUUAUCAAACAAGUUUGUAAAGCCUUUUAAGCCACAUAGUUUUGAUUAGAUUUGCACUCACUUGCUGUUUUCCAGUACCUUUUCUUUUUCUAUAGAGUGGAAACGUUUGACUAACUUUUAGAGAACCUGCUUACUAACAUUUCCUUUUUUUUUUUUUUUUUUUUGUCCUAAAGUCCCAACAGAAUCUGUUGUUAUUGUAGUUCUAUUCAUUAAAAUACCCACAAUCUUCCCCAGGAUGAAAAAAGUUGUAUUUCAUAUUAAGCAAAAGUAGAUUUUAGACAAAGAAACUAUUGUUGCUUUGUGAAUUCUCCCUGUCUUUUUAUGAAGAAAAUAAAAUAUGCAUUCACUUGCA
Fundulus heteroclitus (mummichog) is the source of this 9077-nucleotide messenger RNA. RefSeq names its product titin homolog. Gene Ontology annotation, biological process: cortical actin cytoskeleton organization. The coding region runs from base 560 to 6043 and encodes 1827 amino acids. The record is from RefSeq and is a predicted model, not a curated record. Gene Ontology annotation, cellular component: plasma membrane; cytoskeleton. The transcript is spliced from 34 exons. Gene Ontology annotation, molecular function: structural molecule activity; actin binding. NCBI's taxonomy places the organism in Eukaryota, Metazoa, Chordata, Actinopteri, Cyprinodontiformes, Fundulidae.